Molecule: messenger RNA, 926 nt
Organism: Lobosporangium transversale
Lineage: Eukaryota; Fungi; Mortierellomycota; Mortierellomycetes; Mortierellales; Mortierellaceae
Product: dolichol-phosphate mannosyltransferase
Exons: 7
Coding region: 51-920 (289 amino acids)
Biological process (GO): GPI anchor biosynthetic process; protein O-linked glycosylation via mannose
Cellular component (GO): endoplasmic reticulum membrane
Molecular function (GO): dolichyl-phosphate beta-D-mannosyltransferase activity
Source: RefSeq, a predicted model, not a curated record
UUUACAAUUUUACUCUGUCGUCCAUCGCUUCUUUGAAAAAGGUGCCUUGCAUGCCUCCUUCUUCGCUCGCACCUGCCCCUUCGUUCACUCGAUCAGACUCAGAUUCAAUCAGCAUCAAUAUUCAGGACGACAUUACGACAAGCACAACCCUGCAACCAUCACAUCAUCAAUUCUCUCAUCACCAACACUUCAGCAACAUGUCUAACCAUCACAAGUACUCUGUUCUUUUACCAACUUACAAUGAACGCGACAAUCUCCCUGUCAUUGUCUGGUUACUCACGAAGACCUUUCAGGAAAACAACAUUGACUAUGAGAUUAUCGUCAUUGAUGACAACAGUCCAGAUGGUACAUUAGAGAUUGCAAAGCAACUCCAGAAGAUUUAUGGCGAAGAUAGGAUUCUCUUGAGACCUCGCGCUGGCAAGCUUGGACUAGGCACUGCAUAUGUUCAUGGAAUUCAGCACGCCACUGGCGACUUUAUCUUUAUUCUGGACGCUGAUAUGUCCCAUCAUCCCAAGUUUAUGCCCGAGAUGAUCCGUCUUCAACAAUCCAAGAACUUGGACAUUGUUACUGGAACACGUUAUGCAGGCAAUGGUGGUGUUUACGGAUGGGACUUGAAACGCAAGGUUAUUAGUCGUGGAGCAAACUUCCUGGCAACAGUUUUGCUGCGCCCUGGCGUAUCAGAUUUAACAGGCAGCUUCCGUUUGUAUAAGAAAGAAGUGUUGUCAAAGUUGAUCUCGGCAUGCAUCUCCAAAGGAUAUGUCUUCCAGAUGGAAAUGAUGGUUCGUGCAAGACAAUUCAACUAUACAAUUGGUGAAGUCCCCAUCACAUUUGUAGACCGUGUCUUUGGAGAUAGCAAGAUGGGUGCUAUGGAAAUUGUCAGCUAUGCACAGGGUCUGUUGAAGCUCUUUGUUGCGGUUUAAAGACUG